This is a messenger RNA of Striga hermonthica, 876 nucleotides long. Lineage: Eukaryota; Viridiplantae; Streptophyta; Magnoliopsida; Lamiales; Orobanchaceae. The record is from the annotation of a GenBank genome assembly.
AUGUAUGUGGUUCCUCCUCCAAGUCGAUCCGAUCCGUUAUCGGGAUCCGAAAAAGGGUCGUAUGAGCUCCGAGUUUACCAGACAUGGAAGGGUAGCAAUAAAUUUUUUCUUCAAGGAAGGUUUGUUUUUGGCCCAGAUGUAAGGUCGCUGGCUCUCACCAUAUUCCUGAUCGUGGUGCCGGUUGCUGUUUUUUGUGCCUUUGUUGCUAGAAAGCUAGUGGAUGAUUUUACCGAUCACUGGGGAGUAUCAAUCAUGAUCAUUGCCAUUGUUUUCACACUUUAUGAUUUAAUUCUUCUCUUGUUAACAUCUGGAAGAGAUCCUGGUAUAAUCCCAAGGAAUGCACACCCUCCAGAACCUGAAGGCUAUGACGGGAAUGCGGAAGGCACUCAAACUCCACAAUUACGCUUGCCUCGCAUUAAAGAAGUUGAAGUUAAUGGUGCCACAGUGAAAAUUAAGUACUGUGAUACAUGUAUGCUUUAUCGGCCCCCUCGGUGCUCACAUUGUUCUAUAUGCAAUAACUGUGUUGAAAGGUUUGAUCACCACUGCCCAUGGGUUGGGCAAUGCAUAGGGCUGAGAAAUUACCGAUUCUUUUUUAUGUUUGUCUUCUCGACAACUCUGCUAUGCAUAUACGUUUUCGGUUUCUGCUGGGUCUACAUUAGAAGGAUCAUGGUUACCGAGGAGAUUUCAAUAUGGAGGGCAAUGAUCAGAACUCCUGCUUCCAUUGUUCUGAUUGUCUACACUUUCAUUGCAGUUUGGUUUGUCGGUGGCCUAACAGCUUUCCAUCUUUAUCUGAUCAGCACAAAUCAGACGACCUACGAGAACUUCAGAUAUAGAUACGACCGGCGCGAAGUUUGGAUGGAUGUAAGAAUUUGGUGA